Molecule: messenger RNA, 1758 nt
Organism: Tetrahymena thermophila SB210
Lineage: Eukaryota; Ciliophora; Oligohymenophorea; Hymenostomatida; Tetrahymenidae
Product: C2H2-type zinc-finger protein
Exons: 3
Source: RefSeq, a predicted model, not a curated record
UGUAAUUAAAAGCUAUAAAACACCAAAACUUUGAAAUUCACAAAAUAAAAUAAAAGCAAAUAAAAAUCAUCAAUUAGUGAUACAAUAUAUAUGUCAGAGAGUUCUAAAAAAAGAAUAUUUGAUUAAAGCCUGGACUAAAUAAUUCACAUGCUUUAAGGUUAGUUUUAGUCAACUAUAAUCCUUAGCUAGAAUUUAGAUAAGUUGAUUAACUCUUCAUAUUUUAACUACCAACCUCCAGAAAAGCCAUACCCUUCAGGUCUACUUCUUUUAAACAAUAAAGUCAUAUCUAAUAGCUUAAAAGAGCACGAAUCAAAAUAAACAAAUCAUCUUGGAAAUCAUGAAAAAUUGAGCAAAACUUAACAUACUUUAAAUAAAUCUCUUGAAUAGAGUUAUUCUGAUAUAAAUAAUAACUUGAGCAGCUAGUCUUUGUCUUAGAAUACCAAAAUCAAAAAAGAGGAAUCUGAAAAUCAAAGUGAUUAAUAAACUCAAAUAGAAAAUUAAUCACACAUCUAAGAUCAAAAUUAAAAAUUAAUUUCUAAAGAAAAACAAGAUGGCAAAGAUAAAGAAAAUGGCUAUUAUUUUUCUGAUUUAAAAUCAAAAGAAGAAGAUUCAAAGCCUACUGUCAAGAAGAUUUUCAAAAAAAAGAAAAUCGAAAAAAUAAAGAAGAAAUUUUGCAUAUCUUAAAAUCAAAGCUUUAAUUAAGACUCUAGCUAAGAAGAAAUAUCAGUAAUUACAAAACCUGAUAUUGAAGAAGAUAUCAGAUAUUAAGCAGAGAAUCGCUAAAAAUCUGAUUAAAAUUUAAUAAAUUAAAGCUUUUAAAAUUUUACCUCUUAUGAAAAUGUGAACUCUAGUGAAAUGAGAAAUAAAUAUUUUUAAAAUUCUCCACCAAUUCAUUAGAAAUAAAGAUAAUUCUAUGACAUUUUACAAUCCUCAUAUUACAAAAAUCGUUAACAGGAUUCUUUUUAAAAAUAAUUUUUAUUGAGCAACUAUUAAAACUAGUACUACUAAAGUUCUGAGAGAACAAAGCAAAUGCCUUCACCUUUUAUUGCAUAAGAAUAUAAUCCACCCAUUUAAAAAUAGAUUAACAAUGUGAGUUAUUUCUAUACAGAAAACAAUCUAUACUACCAACAGCUUUUAAAACAGUAUGGUAGCAUGAAAAAUUUAUAACUUUUUGAAGAUUAGGGUUAUAGCAAUAAUGCAAUCUAAAAUUAAUAAAUGGGAUAAGUUAAAACAGAAAAUAUAGAAGACAUUUCAUCUUAAAUUAAUGAAUCUUUUUCUAAUAAUUCCUAGCAAUUUAAAAAAAACAAAAAAUUUCCUUCUGUUAUAUACAUAGAAGGAAGCAAAAAAUUUUAAUGCCAAAUUUGUAAAAAGACAUUUGAUUCUAAGUAAAAACUUGGAGGACAUAAAGCAAGAUCACAUCCAGACGCUCCUUGCUAGAGAACAGAAAGAGAAGAAAAGAAGAAGAAAAAAAUUUAAGAGAGUGAAGCAAUAACUCCUUCAGAAAGCAAUACAGCUGAUGGAUAUGAUUAAUUUAAGAGUAAUACUAAUUAUUUAAAAUCUAAUCCUUCUGGCUUAUAACUCAAAAACAAAAAUAGGUGUUUAGAAUAAUAUCCUUAGAUGAUUAACUACUUACAUGACUCAAAUGAAAAAAAUUUCCAUAAUAACAAUUCAUUACAAAACAUCAGCAGAAAUAUUUUCCAUUAAUAGCAAGACACAGAUUAUUAUAGUUUUUAACCAAGACAUUACUCAUAUCAGUGA